CAUGGCAACGCGACGAUGGCGGAGGUAGCCGAGAGCCGACGCGACGAGGCCGACUACAAGCGCCUGCACAGCUUCCCUCUGCUCAGGCACACAGACAUGCCAGAAGAAAUGAGGACAGAGACCAUGGAACUGUGUGUCACAGCAUGUGAGAAAUAUGGCACCAACAAUGAGCUUGCAGCCAAGAUGAUCAAGGAGUCAAUGGACAAGAAGUUUGGAUCCUCCUGGCAUGCCGUGGUGGGCGAGGGAUUCGGCUUUGAGAUCACUCACGAGACCAAGAACAUUUUGUAUAUGUUCUUCGGAGGCAGUAUGGCAGUUUGUGUCUGGAAGUGUUCCUGAGCUACUCUUCACUUCGCGUCAUCCUUGGCACGACUUUCUUACACACAGAUGCACACUGAUUUGCACUCAGCUCUGGUAAUCGUAACCAACUGGCAUACCGAGAGUGUUUUUUUAAACUUGCAUAUAAAAUGUAGGCUGAUGUGUGUUUUUAAAAUUCUAUUUCAUAUGUGAAUCAUGAAGCUUUUUUUUACGUUAAACUAUUUGAGGUUCUGUAUAUUACAUUCCUUCAUACUUGGGACCCUGUAUCUUCCAACUUAAUUGCAUCAUGGUGUUAAUGCUCAUUGAAAUAUUCCAAUACAUUGUACAGUGCCAUUUGCAGAUUCAACUAUGUUAUUUCAGAAUACUUAAACUAUUUACAUUGGAUUUUAAAGUGUGAUUUAACGACACUUCCCAAAUGUUGUUAAACAGCAAAACUGUUUAAAUGUUCUCGAACGUUUCACCUUCCUACGUCUCAGGUUAUGUUCUCGCCCAAACUGGGAAGUCAGGUGACUUCUUCAUCUCAUUAUUCCCAUAGUGACCCCCCCCCCCUCUUACCCACUUGCUACCCCAUCUCCUUCCUUAACUCUGCCACUCGCCUCAUUUUUCCACUUACCUUCACAGCCUGUUCCACCAGAUUCACUUGGCUGCUAUCCCACCUCGGCUUCACCAACCCAUGCACGUUUUACAACAUUGAAGUGUGUUUUUGCGCUGCACGUGUCAAAGUAGAAGUAGGCUUGAGAUUGGUUUUUUUAUUGUUCCCAUAACUAUAUUUUCAGUUAUACUUGGUAUCUAACCUAUAAAAAUCAAAGGAAGUGAUAGUAAACAACCCAGCAACCAAGCGUAAACUUGCGAAAAUUCACUUUGUUGUACUAAAAUCCAGUAAAGUAUGAGUUGCACUACCCCAGUCCAUAACCACAAGAGAGUGCUUGAGAUGUAUUACAUGCACCUGCCAUGAAACAGAUUGCAUCAGAAUAUUAUUAACUGUUUUAACACCAACUUGGGUAUUGUAUUUAAUAACUGCAAUUGUAAAGCAAUUUGAAUACUUGUUGGAUAUGAACUAUCAUCGGUUGUCUGUAAUUCCACGACAUGUGAGCAGACCUGCAUUUAAUGAUCGUGCUCAAGUGCUCUUUCAGGCGGUAUGAAAUGAGGAUAUGAUGAUCGUAUAAAACAGAUUCUGACGCUCACUAUAAGUGUAUAUAAUUGCACGUGUAAGAAUCGACUUUUUCCUAUCAUGAAUAUCGCUUUAUAUUUGAUGCAUUCGUACCACGCCAAGGAUAAAAGAAUGGAGUUUAUAGUUACAAAUCUUAACAAUUCCUAGAAUCAUGGAGAGAUUUAAUUCCUGUUGGAAGCACUAAUUAACUGCUGUGGAUUUCUCAUGUAUGGUCAAAAACAUGAUGUCUGAAUUUAUAUGAAGUGGCCCUGAAACGUGUUUCACUACAUUCUUGAACACAUUGUAAUUUACUGCGUUUGAAACUUAAAAAUAAGCACACUUUAUUGUAAAUGUAAUAGCUGUGAUUUGAGUGGUACAAUGUCAAGUAAUCUACACUAAUGUGAUCAAAUUUUUGUUCAAAAUGCAAUACAUUUGAUGGAUUAAUCAUGUUCAAACUACCUGAUAUCGCAUUCAUCGUGUGACAAUGCGUCGUGUUUACGCUUGAAAUGAAAUAACUUUUUGUUCCUUUAUAUACAUUUACCAUGAAUAAAAAGUUUG
Lethenteron reissneri (Far Eastern brook lamprey) is the source of this 2023-nucleotide messenger RNA. RefSeq names its product dynein axonemal light chain 4 (gene DNAL4). Lineage: Eukaryota; Metazoa; Chordata; Hyperoartia; Petromyzontiformes; Petromyzontidae. The record is from RefSeq and is a predicted model, not a curated record. Gene Ontology annotation, biological process: microtubule-based process. Gene Ontology annotation, cellular component: dynein complex.